Molecule: messenger RNA, 854 nt
Organism: Paramecium primaurelia
Lineage: Eukaryota; Ciliophora; Oligohymenophorea; Peniculida; Parameciidae
Source: the annotation of a GenBank genome assembly
AUGAAUUAGUAUUAGGCCACUCAUGACUCAACUUUGAAUACUUCUUUAUCUAAAUAAAAGUAUUCAUUUCCAAGAGCCAGAAGAGAACCCAUUUAGAAUAAAUCAGCGUAAUUUUCUUUCUAACUUCAUAUAGAACUGAUUAAUUAAGUUACAAAUUACCCUAAUCCUUGGGCACUAGAAUGGCUGGAAUAGGAUAUGGACUUAAGUACCUCAAGUUUAUUUUUUUAGACAUGAUUUUUCUAAAGAUGCUAAACCAGUUCCAGCUCCAAAUUAAUAUGAAAUCUAAUCUUUUAUUGAAAAUAACAUAGACAAAAAGAAGGGAUCCACAUUUGCUUAUAGUAGAGAUUAAAUGAAAGCCCAUGGAAUUUGGGGUUCUUUGAAUUAGCUAUCUCCAGGUCCUGGUAGAUACUCUUCAACAAAUUCCCUUAUAGAUUCCAAAUUUACAUUUGGACUAAAACCAGGAUCUUUAAAAUAGCUUAAUACUCCUGGUUAUUAAUUUAUCUAUUCGUAGGACCUGGAUCCUAUGAAGCUAUACAAAUAACAAAUCAAAGAGGAAAUCAAUACAUUUCUAAAUUCAGAAGUUCAGGUGCUGCCAUAAUAGGCAAAGAUUAAAAUAGAUUUAAAACCUUAUAAAGUUUAAAAAUUAUUUAAUAAUAGCUUAAAAUAGUUUUCCUGAACCAGCUAGCUAUGAUAUCUCGAAUACAGGAAUCACUGGAACAGGGUUCUGUGCCAAAAAUGGAUUCAAAUCUUCCGUCUUAAAUUCUUUCCCAAAAGCCACUAGGAAAGGGCCAUUCGAUUUAGGAGCCAAAAGUCCUGGUCCAGGAACUUAUAAAGCUUAUUCAGAAUUUGAGUGA